GGUAUACGCGAAGGCGAUGAGCUAAUGGAAAUAAACGGUAAAAGACUCGACGGAGUGGCAAGUGAAGCAGCUGCACAAAAGCUCAGGGGACAUGUCGGAACAACUGUUACAGUAAAAGUUCACACUGUUGAUGACUUCAGGAGUUCUUAUAUCAGAGAGGUUAAUAUACCCCGUGAAGUAAUCAAGCUUUCGCCGAUAUCGAGUGCUAUAAUUCCUCACAAAUUGCCAGACGGACAUUUAUCGAAGACGGGAUGUGUGAAAUUAGCAACUUUUUCUCAGACCGCAGCAUUGGAGAUGGAGAAUACGGUUCAUGAGGUGGAGAGUCAAGGUGUUCAAUCGUACAUAUUGGAUCUUAGAAACAAUCCAGUUGAAUUUCAAACUGCCUCAGGACAGAUGAUAGAUUUAAUUAUCACUAUUGAAGGAGAAAAGGAUUUGUCAAAAUACUCAUUACCACUUCACCGCCGCAUUGUUCAGUACAAGACUGCCUACUACUCAUUUUACCUUCCAGUUGCAUGCGCAUUGCUCAUGGCUGGUGAGGACCUAGACAACCAUGUAACCGUGCAAAACGUGCUUAUUGAUAUGGGAAUCUACUUUCAAGUCCAGGAUGACUACUUAGAUUGCUUCGGUGAGCCUGAAAAGAUUGGGAAGGUCAACAUGGAUUUGAAGGUUUGCGAUCGGUCAGGUGAGGCCUGAACAGCAGAUUCAAUCGUCUGUGUGUUUUGCGUUUUAUUUGUAUAUGUCUU
Erythranthe guttata (spotted monkey flower) is the source of this 743-nucleotide messenger RNA. NCBI's taxonomy places the organism in Eukaryota, Viridiplantae, Streptophyta, Magnoliopsida, Lamiales, Phrymaceae. The record is from RefSeq and is a predicted model, not a curated record.